CGCCAUCAGCGGAGAGAAGCCGCCCGGCUCCCGCCUCCGCCGCGACAUGGAGGCCGUGAAAGCCUUUAACAGCGAGUUGUACUCACUAAAUGAUUAUAAGCCACCCAUUUCUAAAGCUAAAAUGACACAGAUCACCAAGGCAGCAAUCAAGGCUAUAAAGUUCUACAAGCACGUUGUACAGAGUGUUGAGAAAUUCAUUCAAAAGUGCAAACCAGAAUACAAAGUACCUGGUCUGUAUGUCAUUGACUCCAUUGUAAGACAGUCCCGGCAUCAGUUUGGGCAAGAAAAGGAUGUAUUUGCUCCAAGAUUCAGCAAUAACAUCAUCAGCACUUUCCAGAACUUGUACCGUUGUCCUGGGGAUGACAAGAGUAAAAUUGUUAGAGUGCUAAAUUUAUGGCAGAAGAAUAAUGUGUUCAAGAGUGAAAUUAUUCAGCCUCUCUUGGAUAUGGCAGCAGGAAUUCCUCCUCCAGUUGUGACCCCUGUCUUGCCCAGCACUACAGCUGCUAUGAGCAACAAUACACCAGGAACACCUGUGACUCCAGUUACUCCAGCCAACGUGGUGCAGAGUUUACCUGAUCCUUGGGUAUCUCAGAUUGCUAAUACAGAUACGCUUGCUGCUGUUGCACAGAUUUUACAGAGUCCUCAAGGCCAACAGCUUCAGCAGUUGAUACAGACACUGCAGAUACAGCAGCAGAAACCUCAGCCUUCACUACUUCAAGCCCUGGAUGCUGGUCUUGUUGUUCAGUUACAGGCCCUCACAGCACAACUUACAGCUGCAGCUGCUGCUGCUAACACACUUAAUCCACUGGAACAGAGUGUCUCUUUUAAUAAGAAGCUGAUGGACAGGUUUGACUUUGGGGAAGAAUCUGAACAAAACGAAGAGCCUAAAAAGGAAACUCCCGCUUCCCAACUGCCUUUAGUACCAGAAUCUGUGAACAACUCACUUUUUCACCAACUAGCUGAACAGCUACAGCAACAAAAUUUAGAACAUCUCAGACAACAGCUUCUGGAGCAACAGCAGCCUCAAAAGGCAAGCCCUGAGGAGAAUCAAGAAGGAAAUUUUGGUUCAGAGCACUCUGCCUCACCAUCGCAAGGGAGUAGUCAGCAGCAGUUUUUAGAAGUGGAAACAAAUGUAGAUGAUUCAAUGGAUAUUCAACAACAGGACAUGGAUAUAGAUGAAGGACAGGAUGUUGCUGAAGAAGAGAUUUUUGAACAAGAAGAAAAGAAAUCAGCUGUUCGUUCAAGAUCAAGAACUCGUUCAAGAUCUCGUUCAAGGUCACCAAGAAAACGAAGGUCUAGAUCACGGUCUGGUUCUCGUAAGCGUAAACACAGAAAACGUUCACGCUCAAGAUCAAGAGAAAGGAAGAGAAAGUCGUCUCGGUCAUAUUCCAGCGAAAGAAGGGCCAGGGAAAGGGAAAAAGAACGUCAGAAAAAGGGAUUGCCUCCUAUACGGUCAAAAACACUAAGUGUUUGCAGUACUACUCUUUGGGUAGGUCAAGUAGACAAGAAGGCUACACAGCAAGAUUUAACUAACUUGUUUGAAGAAUUUGGACAAAUAGAGUCAAUUAAUAUGAUUCCCCCAAGAGGUUGUGCCUAUGUCUGUAUGGUUCAUAGACAAGAUGCAUAUCGUGCUCUUCAGAAACUUAGUUCUGGGUCCUAUAAAAUUGGAUCUAAAAUUAUUAAGAUUGCGUGGGCUUUGAAUAAAGGUGUGAAAACAGAAUACAAGCAAUUCUGGGAUGUGGAUCUGGGAGUUUCAUAUAUUCCUUGGGAGAAAGUAAAAUUGGAUGAUUUGGAGGGCUUUGCUGAAGGUGGCAUGAUUGACCAGGAAACAGUAAAUACAGAAUGGGAAACAGCUAGAAGCUCAGAAGCUGCUAAAGAAAAUCCUCAAACUACGCAGAGUGCUGCAGUUGAUAAGAGUACAGUUAUUACAACGCAGACAGAAGCUUACACGCAACCAGUCACUAUGCUGCAGAUUCCAGUAGCUCCAGCUGUGCCAGCUGUUAGCUUGGUUCCACCCGCGUUUCCUGUCACAAUGUCUGUCCCUCCUCCUGGUUAUAGCGCAAUUCCUCCUCCACCCUUCUUGCGAGCAAGCUUCAACCCUUCACAGCCACCUCCAGGUUAUAUGCCUCCUCCAUCCACCUGUGUCCCACCACCUGUUGUCCCACCACCUGUUGUCCCACCAGUAGUUCCAACACCUUUAGUACAGCCUCCAUUACCAAUUGCACAAGAGACGAUGAAGGAUGUUCCUUUUCCUAGCCUUGUUCUACCAGUUGGCACAGUUACUAGCAAUCUAGCUACUCCAACUUUAUCUGCUGGAAGCGUUUUUAAUCCUCUGCCAAUCAACAAACCAGAAUCAGAUGAAAAGGGAUCACAUCUUACAGACCUUCAGAUUUCUUCCAGUGAAAACAAUAGAUCUGUGCAGCUACCUACUGUCUCCAGUAGCUCUUCUCUUGCUGGCGGAGUUCAGCCAACUAGCGUCUCAAGUAGCUCUGGACUUAUGGCUGGAGUGCAACCACCAAAUGUCUCAAGUAGCUCAGGGCUUCUAGCUGGAGUGCAUCCACCCAGUGUCUCAAGCAGCCCUGGCCUUCUGACAGGAAUGCAGCCACCCAAUGUCUCAAGCAGCUCAGGAGUACUGGCAGCAGUACAGCCACCGAGUGUCUCGAGCAACUCUGGGCUUCUCAUAAUGCCACCACCCAAUGUUUCAAGUAGUUCUGGACUUAUGGGAGUGCCACCACCAAAUAUUUCAAGUAGUUCUGGACUUCUGGCAAUGCAGCAUCCACCUGGGGUUCAAAACAUGCCUCACUUAAAUAUUAGUAGUCAAAGGAUGCCGGGAAUACCUCUCAUAGAUAUCCGUCCAGGCCUAAUGCCCCAUUCACCUGGACCAAGGUUUCCAUUAAUGCAGCCAGGAAUGCCACCGCAGCGUAGUAUUCCUCCUCCAGCAAUCCUUGAUCCAUCUCUUCACCCACCACCUCGAGGUCCUUUUCCUCCAGGAGAUAUUUUUAAUCAAACAGAAAGACCUUUUGGAACACCAGGAAGACAAAAUAUCGAUAGCAUUUCUAAUCCAGAGAAAAGACUACCACUUGGAGGUGAUAACAUUCAGCAGGAAGGAGACAGAGAUUAUCGCUUUCCUCCAGUGGAAAACCGAGAUAAUCUUAACCGACCAUCUCCAGUGGAUGUCAGAGAUUCUGUUGGACGACCACCAGUUGACCCAAGAGAGGGUAUAGGAAGGCCUCCAGUAGAUGGAAGAGAACACUUUGCGAGACCACAUGUAGACAUGAGAGAAAAUUUUGGAAGACCAGGUCUAGAUAAUCUUGGUCGAAGAGAGCAUUUUGGUUUCAAUUCAGACAAGCACUGGGGACAGAGAGGAGAUUAUGAUGAAAGAGAGCACCAUGCUUUCCCUAUUUAUGGUGGCCCUAAAGGCUUCCAUGAAGACAGAGAGAGGUUUCGGCAUGUAAACUAUAGGUUUGAUAGUAGAAGUGGUCCCAGUUGGAAUAGAGGAUUUGAACAAGAUGCUCACAGAGAUUUUGAUGACCGCAGAAGACCCUGGGAAAGACAGAGGGAUAGGGAUGACAGAGAUUUUAAUUUUUGCAGAGAAAUUAAUGGGAACAGGUUUGGAAGAGACAGAAUGUCAAACAACUGGAUCCCCCCUCCACAUCCACGGGUUUUUGAAUAUUUUGAUGGGGCCACUUCGCAACGCAAAGCCGAUAAUAUGCCCCAGGUAAAUGGUGAAAAUACAGAGACAGAAAGUCAGCCACCAACUGCACAGGUGCAGGACGAUCCAGAACUUUAUGAAAAACUGACAUCUUCCGUCGAGAUAAACAAAGAGAAGAGUGACACAGAAGCUGAUAUAGAAAGUGAACCAGUGGUAGAAAGCACAGAAACUGAGGGGACAUAAUCAUCACUCAGUAGGUAAAAGAUACCUUUUGUAAAGUUGUCAUCUCUCUGUAAUAGAUAAAUGGCUGACUGGACCGUAGCAGUUCACUUUUGUCUGCCAGAAUUAAGUUAAUCUGAUGUUCAUGUUCAUCUUUCACUUAAAUAACUGUACAACUGACUUGUAUAGAACACUGUUCUUAAUUUGAACAUGGUAGGUAAACAUUUUUUUUAUUUCUCUGGUAAAGCAUAAACUUUCCCCCACUUGCUUUUAAUUUCACAAAGAUAAAAUAACAGCUUGUCAAACAAAGACUUCCUAUGGAAGAAAAUGGAAUUUUUUAGAUACUACCCUUAGGUUGGCUAUCGAAAUUGUUAUACUUGAAAACAGGUGCUGGUGUAUCUUGUCCGUGUUUUUAGGCUGCUGCAGAAUUUUAAAGUAUAGACAAAGCUGUGAUAUUUUAUGUUCCUACAAUUUGGCAGAAAAAGAAAAGGCCCAUGUUAUUUAAGGAGCAUAACACAGAGAUUAAAAGUGAUUUUGUAAAAUCUACACUAUAGUCUCUGUUUUCUCUAAAGUAAGUGUUUGUGAUUUGUUCCUCGUACUGCAGUGGGUUUAAAAAAAUGAAAAAGUACAUUUUAAUGUUGGGUGCAUUUUGUUUUUAGAUGCCAAUAAAGCAUAUUUGUUUGAUAACAGUGUUCUAGGUAUUGUAUUUUUUUAAAAACCUGCAAGCUCUAAAAACUUGGAAUCAGCUAUGAUAUGUGCUUAGCUAGUUGUUGCAAAAGGUUUAUAUUACUUUUGUAAGACCAAUGCAACAGUUAUAUGUGCAAGAAGCAUAUGGUUUUUACAUCGAAAAUCAUGCAGUCGUAUUAGUUUAUGUAAAUAACAUAUGUAUGUAAAUAUUUGUGUAAACUGUUUGUAGAUACCACUUUUUCUGUGCGUGCCUGUGUAUGUGCACACACUCACAGAAUAUUGUAGACAGUUCAAUAAAAUUGAAAUGAAAUUAGGUUGUAAAAAUUUGCCUUUCACCU
Gymnogyps californianus (California condor) is the source of this 4896-nucleotide messenger RNA. RefSeq names its product SR-related CTD associated factor 8 (gene SCAF8). Gene Ontology annotation, molecular function: RNA binding. Gene Ontology annotation, cellular component: nucleus. NCBI's taxonomy places the organism in Eukaryota, Metazoa, Chordata, Aves, Accipitriformes, Cathartidae. The record is from RefSeq and is a predicted model, not a curated record.